GCACAGGAGUUUGCCCGAUGGGAGGAGUCUCGUGAGCGCAAUGGUUGGAGAUAUGCCCGAUUUAGAAGGUAUCAAUUCCUACCGGGAGGGCGGUGACGAUGGAGCAGAAAAGAUGAAGAAAGUCUGUAUUGUUGGGUUCGCAUCUUGCUCGACAUUCUCUUGCCCUUUAGCUAUUGCGACAAUCAACUUCGCAAGACACACCUAACAGCUCUUCAAUUGUCUACAUCCCAAGAUCACCAUGUCAACGGCACUUGUCACCGGCGGCUCAGGCUUCAUUGGCAUGCACGUGGUCAAACUGCUCCUGGAGCAUGGCCAUAAAGUGCACGCCACGGUGCGCAGCCUGAAGGAUCCCAACAAGUGCAAACCACUGCUAUCUCUCCAGUCAGUCUACCCAGACAAACUUGUAUUGUUCGAGGCGGACCUCAUGAAGGAUGGCUCCUUCCUCGAUGCAAUGAAGGGCUGCGACAUCGUGUACCAUGUUGCCUCCCCUUUCCUGGUUCCCCAGCAGAUCAAGGACGGAUUGAGGGAGUGUGUGGAGCCAGCCUUGAGUGGAACUCGGAAUGUGCUCCAGUCCGUCGACGAGACAAGCAGCGUCACGCGCGUCGUUUUGACAUCAUCUAUCGCCGCCAUGUAUGGCGACAGCGUCGACAUCCUCAAGAUGGAAAACAGCACUCUCUCAGAGACACACUGGAACCAGACGAGCUCCGCCACCAACAACCCCUACAGCUACUCCAAAGUAGUCGCAGAACGUCAAGCAUGGAAGAUGUGCGACGCCCAGACGCGAUGGGACCUCGUCGUCAUCAACCCGGGCCUCGUCGUGGGCCCUUCGCUGUCGCCCGGAUCGGCCUCCGGGUCCCUGUACAUGCUCGAGGCCAUGUAUCAAGGCGAUAACAAGAUGGGCGCGCCGGAGCUUCACUAUCCCGUCGCGGAUGUUCGUGAUGUUGCUGAGGCGCAUGUCAAGGCGGGAGAGAACGUCGAUGCGAAGGGUAGAUACAUCGUUGCGAGCGAGCAGAGCCUCAGCUUGUUGGAUAUGGCAAACUAUGUUCGGCCGGUGCAUAGGCAGCCGAAACUCUUGCCUACACGGAAUUUGCCUAAGCUGAUGGUGUAUGCUGCAGGUCCAUUCAUUGGCGUGUCGAUGAAGUGGGUGUCAGGCAACAUCGGCAUUGGAUACAAAGUCGAUCACAGUAGGAGCGUCAAUGAGUUAGGCGUUGCAUACCGUCCGCUGGAGGAGGUUUUUCGGGCUCACUAUUUAGCAUGGGCUGAUAGUAAAAGUAUCUAAAGGUACUCCGUAAUUCCUUUCAUAAUGAGCUACUCCCCUGCUUAAACCCUUAUAGUUACUCUAAUGUCUCUUAUAAUUUAAAAUGUUUGAACAUCAAUAUUACGUUUCAAAGUACUUUUUA
Aaosphaeria arxii CBS 175.79 is the source of this 1400-nucleotide messenger RNA. Its product is annotated as cinnamoyl-CoA reductase. Gene Ontology annotation, molecular function: oxidoreductase activity, acting on the CH-OH group of donors, NAD or NADP as acceptor. The transcript has 2 exons. The record is from RefSeq and is a predicted model, not a curated record. The coding region runs from base 239 to 1279 and encodes 346 amino acids. Lineage: Eukaryota; Fungi; Ascomycota; Dothideomycetes; Pleosporales.